AGGAGAAGACCUCCGUUUCUCUACAUUGCAGCCGAUAGUCUCUAUCUCAGCAUCCGAGCAACACUCCCAAUCGCACAUCACUGGUAUCGUGUAUGUCAUUUCCUAAUGAUAUAGAGAGGGGCUAAAGAGACUCGGGCUUUAGGACGAUCAGAGAAACGGAGGCACAUCAUCAAGUGGUCCUCAAGUAGUGAUUGAAGUUCAGACCAAGUAGCUUAUCGCGAGCUUACUUUGAGUGGAGAGGAAGACAGAAAGAUAGACCAGGUGUGGAAAGGCUCGAGCAAUUGCUCAAGGAAGUAUUGUAAUACAUUAUUAUUUACAUGUUAAUUUGCCCAUUUUAAACCAUCAACAAUGACGAGAAGAUCUUGCACCAUUUACGCCACAGCGAUCGUGUGCGCUCAUCUGCUCAUUUUGGGAAUCGCCCUUCUUGUGGCUCAAGUCUUCCAAACAAUGAUUCAAGAACGCAUCAAAAAGGAGAUCACAUUAGGAGAGAACAGCAGAGUAUUGGAAGGCUGGAUAAAUCCACCGCCUCCUGUAUACAUGCAGUAUUUCUUCUUCAGUGUUACCAAUCCAGAUGAGUUCUUGGCUGGCAAGGCGAAGCCAAAAGUCACUCAAAUGGGACCAUACACUUACAGGGAAUACCGUCCCAGGGAAAAUGUCACUUUCCUUGAAAAUGGGACUAAAAUCUUUGCCACAAACCCCAAGAGCUUUGUGUUUCUUCGCAGCAUGUCAGUGGGAGAUCCCGAGGUUGACCGUGUGACAACAGUUAACAUUCCAUUCAUUGCUGUAAUGAAUGAGUUAAAUUCCUACUCCUUCUUUUUGAGGUCUGCUGUGUCUAUGUGGAUGGGAUCCAUGGGGAUUGAAGUUUUUAUGAAUCGCACAGUCCAUGAGAUGUUGUGGGGUUUCAAAGAUCCGCUGCUUUCCAAACUCCACUCCUUUAGACCAGAAGUGGAUGAGCAUUUUGGCCUCAUGUACAAUAAAAAUGGAACCCAUGAGGGUGAAUUUGUCUUCCAUACUGGAGAGAAAAACUACAUGGACUAUGGCAAGAUCGACACAUGGAAUGGAAUAAGUCAGAUGAAUUGGUGGUCGUCAAACCAGAGCAACAUGAUCAAUGGUACUGAUGGCAGUGUGUUCCACACCUUCCUGUCCAGGAAAGAGCUCCUCUACAUCUUUGCUGCUGAUCUCUGCCGGUCUAUUCAUUUAAGUUAUGUGAGAGACACAGAGGUGAAGGGCAUCCCUGCCUUCCGCUUCGCCCCUCCUUCAGAUGUACUAGCUCCCCCUGAUGAGAAUCCAAGCAACGCUGGAUUUUGCGUGCCUGCCGGAGAUUGCCUCGGAAAGGGAGUCCUUAAAGUCAGCGUCUGUCGGCAAGGUGCUCCCAUUGUUGUGUCAUUCCCUCAUUUCUACCAAGCCGAUCACAGCUACAUCAAUGCUAUUGAAGGGAUGAAUCCAAAUGAGGAGGAGCACGAAACUUACCUGGACAUCAACCCUACCACAGGGGUCCCCAUUCGUGCCUGCAAGAGAGCUCAGCUCAAUGUCAUCUUGAAGAGAGUCAGUGGCUUCCCAAAAACUAAAUUCCUGAAUGGGACUAUUUUCCCUAUCAUGUAUGUCAAUGAGACGGCAACUAUUGACGACGAGUCAGCUGCCCAGAUGAGAACACUUCUGAUUAUUGUAACAGUCGUGUCCAAUUUUCCUGUCAUCAUUGUGGGGCUGGGGGUCAUUUUACUCGUGGUCCUGAUCUUUCUAGUCUGUAGGAACCGCCAGAGAAAGAAUGAAGUAAAACGCAUUGAUUUUACUGAAGCUUUUCAUUCUUUUGCUACGACGAAAGACGAAACGGCUUAUACCCAAGUUAGCAACCAAGCAGAAGAUUCGCCGGAGAACCGCAGUAACCAGCCUUUGAGGAACGGCUCUUAUAUCGCCAUGUCACCGGUGGAGGCACAAAAGUGUUGAUGAAGAUGAUUGGUGGACUAACACCUGGACAUCACAUCCACGAGAAGUGCAUCCUCACUAUUUUUUAUUUUCUCCUUUUCACUGUGCGAUUGGUCUUUGGGGUCAGUCCUCACACACAAACAACACCAACGUUUCCCAAGGGUCACUUGUUUUAAGGUUGACUCGUUACUUAUUCGUUUAUGAACAUGGCCUUCUCAAACUGACAUAUCUCACAAAAGAAAUAUGUAAACACAAAGCUGUCUCUGGGUUUCUGGAGGCUUAUUUUGCCUAGUCAUGAGAGGCCUGAUAAACACUCUCUUGCCUUUAAAAAAGUGUAUGCAUUGCAUGUUAACCGAAUCCAUAGUUCCUGAAAGGGUCAUAAACCCUGUUAGCAUGAUAGAACGUCAGGAGGAAUUCACUGGAACUACUGGAAACCAUCCAUGCUCAUGUCUGGGAAAGCCUGUGCUUUUCACAUGUUUCAAAUUUCUUCCCACACUACUGUAUACAGGUCUACACAGGCAGACCAAGAACUAAUAAAGCUCUAUAUGUCAUACCUGAUAAUGAACAGACAUAUGCAAACUAUCAAAUUACCUCCUCUAAAACUAUUUAGAGGCCUAAAAGGUCUAAUAUGCUAAGAAAAAAAAAACUGGUUCCAAUCCAGUACAUUGUGUGUAUGAUUGUUCAUACCAGUAUGUGUUACUGUAUGUGUUUGUUCGUCUGCAGGCAUGUCUUUGCUUGUAUGUGUUUGUCACACUGUGGUGAAAUGCUCUGGUGGCUCGCCAUCCACCAUUUUGCACGAUGCAGUGUGACAAAAAGUGGACACUAGCGACUUCAGCAGUCCUCUUCAUUUCACGCUCUCCGAGUCACAUCCAGUAGCCUUCACGGCCUAUUACAUUCACUCAACCGAUGCCAGAACUCCUUAGAACUGGAGUUGUCAUGCAUUUCAAGUCAUACUAGCUUUUUUAUCUUUUCAUAAUGAAAGAACAAGAGGCGUAGAAGACUCACACGUGAGACUUGUAUAUUUCUUUUGCCUUACAAAUACUUACAAACACAAAGAUGUAAUUUUGCUGCAUGGUAAUGGCAGGCAUAAGAUGGAACUGUUAUGUGCAGAAGAAAUGGCAGACUACCUCUGACCAAAUCCAGUCUGGAAACAUCCGCAAAUCAAAUUUCAAAAAGUUGAAAUGCUUUGAAACACUUCACAUCUAAAGGCGUCUGUUCUGUAAUCACAAGAGCACAAGCAUGCUUCCUUGCAGUCUAAUCAGUCUCCGACAACAGAAAGGGUAAAAUAUCAGCAGGUUUAGUGUUAUCCGCGAAGUCUGCGCGUUUUUCUGCGCAUGUUCAGUUUAUGUUAACCCUCUGUGAGGCUAAAGGCAAAAGAGACUUGAAUCACUGCUUGUGUCUGUCUUGAGUUUUACGUUUGUGUUUCUUUUUUCUGUCCAUGACGUUCAAGCCUUCACUAUUGCCUCUUAAAAAUGAAUUAAGGCCAUAUAUAAAUCAACUUGAAAAUGAUGUGAGCGCUGCACACUUUCAACAAUAUUACUUUUGGUUUUUUUGUACGCUCAAGUCCACACAUGCAUUUCAGUGGUUUGUCCAAAUAAAUCGUUUUGGGUGUUUGUUGGAAAUUGCCAUUACCCAUGUUGUUUUGUGUUUGAAAAGUGUCCACUGAAGAUAUAUGUAUUUGUAAAAUCAUUCCCAUUUAGGAAACAUUGGGAACAAAUCCAAUUGCAAACACUUGCUGGGAAGAUUGACACUUGUAAAUGUUACUUGACUUGACUUAAUACCAUCGGUUUCCUGAUGCAACCGUGGUUUCUGUGGAUUGCUACGCACAUUGUGGCAAAUUUGCUCAUGCCAUGGGUUUAGCUUAUCUUUAAAGAUUUAGUGCAAGGUUUAAACUGGAAACAUUGUGCACUUACAGUGUCUUAUGCAGCUGUACCUGACUGAAAACCGAGGAAAAGCAAAUUAAGCUUUAGUGUAAUUGACCACCAGUUAAUUACAGGGGCUCUCGGAGAGUUACAUGUUUAAUUAUCAGCACACAUGAUACAAAUGUACUAAAUCGGCCUCUGCCAAAAGUCCUGCUGGACCAUUGGAUCUCAAGUGGUGGGGCGUAAUAUGUGACUUGAGGAUGUGAGAUUUAGAACCUGAGCCAAUUCUAUACGGUUUUCCAGCUUCUUUAUGUUGACUUUUGAAACGUAUUUCCCCUUGUUCACUUGUUCCCUAUAUGCUUGACCAAAGAUAACAAUGGUUUAGUAGAUAAGUUUGUUUACUUUCCACAGAGAUAGCUACAGUGCCAUCGAUUUCCCAUUUGCAAGAGCAUCAGAACCACAUUGUCUACAAGGGCAAAUGAAAGAGAAAGAAAAUUAAAUUAAGUUGCAAAAAUAUUUCCAGAGCAUACUAUGCGAGUUUAAUACAGCAAAGAACUUCACAUUUAAAGUGUUGCCACAGUGCGCAAAUAAACUCAGUAUUAUGUAUUGACAAAGCAAUACAACCAUAUGUAAAAAGCAAAUUUUAUAAUGAAGUAAAAAUUUUUGUAAUCAGACAAACAAUAUUUAUGUAUUCAUAUGUUAAAUUGUAUGUACAUUAUCUGAAUUUGUAAGGUCUUUUCUUUGGUCAUUUUUCAUUUCUAUAUUUUGUAAUAUUACAAGUGGGGUCAUCAAGCGCAUUUCUGUUUUCUUAUUUAUUUAUUUUGUAUCUCCUCCACAGAUUUAUGAAGUAGAACCAAGUAAAAAAUUUUCCUAAAUCCGAGGUGAAACAGUGUAUGUGGUUGUAACUAAAAACUGUAACUUUGAUUGAGAGAUGCUUGUGUUGUAUCUUUGGGAUGUGAGCCUGUCGUGUGUAAUGAUCUCCUGUUAUACAACUUCCUCAAGCUGUCAAUACACUGCUUUUGUCCAGCUGGAUUAACAAAGGGAAGGCUGAGUGUCUUUGAGUUCCAUUUAGGGAGAUUGCCAUAGUGCCAUGUUGGGUACAAGGGAAGUUUCCAUUUGCAAUCUAACCUUUUUUUUCUUAGAUGAAUGAUGCCCUCCUUCAGGGAUGAGCUUUUAGUGCCAUACCAUCCUUGCUUAUUUUAAUCGCUUCAGUAGCGACACAUUUAAGCAGUGUAGCAAUUAUUUGUUAGUGUUUUUUUCUUUCUUUUCUUUGCAUUUCAGGGCUUGUCAUUUUCUCACGACAUCUUUGAGGGUGGUCUUAAAAACACUGAACAUUUCAUCUUUUACUCCUGAUGCAUUGUGGUUUUGCUGCUGAGAUUGACAAUCCUUAUGUCAUGUUAGGUGCAAAAUAAUUUCAAGUAAUAUUCAUUUUUAGUUUUGAUAAUUUACACUGCACAGAUCUUUCUACAAUGCUUUUGUAAACAUUUUUAGUGUUAUUUGCUAAAAAAUAAUAAAAAAUGUUGAAUUUCU
Molecule: messenger RNA, 5315 nt
Organism: Xyrauchen texanus (razorback sucker)
Lineage: Eukaryota; Metazoa; Chordata; Actinopteri; Cypriniformes; Catostomidae
Product: lysosome membrane protein 2-like
Exons: 13
Coding region: 349-1944 (531 amino acids)
Biological process (GO): receptor-mediated endocytosis; protein targeting to lysosome
Cellular component (GO): membrane; lysosome; cytoplasm
Molecular function (GO): scavenger receptor activity
Source: RefSeq, a predicted model, not a curated record